AUGGGCUUCUUCGACUUCCUCCCCUGUUGCGGGCGCCGUAAGGACGAUGCUUCAUCCGAGACGGACCCCCUCGUCGCCCCGUUCCGCGAGGGCAGCAUUACGAGCCAGGACGCAUAUGGGUCCAUGUCGAUGAGCGCGAGUGCGACGUUGGACGGAUCGCACGUGCCGACCGGCGCGCUGAGUGCAAGUGCAAAGGACCGCAUUGACAAGAUUGGGCGUGAGGUUGGCGCCAACAUGCUCUCGAUCAACACGUCCUCGCGCAGCCAGCUCCGCAUGCGCCCACCCUCGCCCACCGACUCAGCCUCCUCCUCGCGCCCACCCACCCCCUCCCCCGCCCGACCAGACCCCGAGGGAGGAAUCAUGUCCCCGCCACCUGAAGAGGACAGCACCAACUCUGAGGGUGGGGACGUGCUUCACAAGACGUUAUUCGCGGGCGGCGCACCGCGCGGCGCCAAAAAGCCCAAGAAGAAGGGUGCCAAGGGCAAGGGGAGCCGCGCAAAGAGCAAGAAACAAAAGUAA
Cutaneotrichosporon cavernicola is the source of this 519-nucleotide messenger RNA. RefSeq lists its product as uncharacterized. The transcript has 3 exons. Lineage: Eukaryota; Fungi; Basidiomycota; Tremellomycetes; Trichosporonales; Trichosporonaceae. The coding region runs from base 1 to 519 and encodes 172 amino acids. The record is from RefSeq and is a predicted model, not a curated record.